Lodderomyces theae is the source of this 654-nucleotide messenger RNA. RefSeq names its product SNAP receptor (gene SEC22). Gene Ontology annotation, molecular function: SNAP receptor activity. Gene Ontology annotation, cellular component: ER to Golgi transport vesicle membrane; endoplasmic reticulum membrane; Golgi membrane. The record is from RefSeq and is a predicted model, not a curated record. The coding region runs from base 1 to 654 and encodes 217 amino acids. Lineage: Eukaryota; Fungi; Ascomycota; Pichiomycetes; Serinales; Debaryomycetaceae. The transcript has 2 exons. Gene Ontology annotation, biological process: endoplasmic reticulum to Golgi vesicle-mediated transport; retrograde vesicle-mediated transport, Golgi to endoplasmic reticulum; vesicle fusion with Golgi apparatus.
AUGGUUGAAUCUACAUUAAUCUACAGAUACGAUGCACUUCCAUUGUGUGGAUCGGUAGACGAUGAUAACGACACCAACUCACAAGCUUUGCAAGAACAAAAAAAGAAAUGCAAAAUCUUGAUCAGCAGGAUAACUCCAAACUCAGAGCCUCAAGCUACAAUCGAGUCGGGAGAGUUCAGUAUCCAUUACUUAAUCUCGCAAGGGAUCAUCUACUUAUGCAUAUGUAAAAAGUCAUACCCACGAAAGCUCGUCUUUUCUUACUUGAAUGAGAUAGCACAGGAGUUUUACAACAGUCAUGGACAGGAGGCUUUGAGUCCAACGGCAAGACCUUUUGGAUUCACCUCAUUUGACAACUUUUUGCACAAGACAAAGAAGAUAUACCAAGAUCAAAGAGCUCAGUCUAAUUUGAAUAAAUUGAAUGACGAUCUUGCGGAUGUGAAAAAAGUCAUGACUAAGAAUAUAGAGGACUUGUUGUACAGAGGAGAUUCGUUGGAUAAAAUGAGUGACCUAUCCAGCUCUUUGAAACAAGAUUCGCUCAAGUAUAGAAGAAGGGCCCAAAGAAUUAACUUGGAAGCUUUGAUUAAGCAAUACGUUCCAAUUAUAGGAGUUGGUUUAAUCUUUUUGUUUAUAUGCUACUACCUAUUGAGGAGAUGA